AUGAAAAUAACUUCAGUUCUCGCAAUUUUUUUGGCACUUAUUGUUAUUGCUCAAACAUAUCCUGUAAGUUUAAAUAAAAAACAGGAUCCAGCACAAAGUGAUAGAACGGUACCAACAGGACCAAAUCCCCUUCAUCAUAAAAGACAGGACCCAGCACAAAGUGAUAGAACGGUGCCAACAGGAUCAAAUCCCCUUCAUAAUAAAAGACAGGACCCAGCACAAAGUGAUAGAAAGGUACCAACUGGAUCAAAUCCUCUUCAUAAUAAAAGACAGGACCCAGCACAAAGCGAUAGAAAGGUACCAACAGGAUCAAAUCCCCUUCAUAAUAAAAGACAGGAUCCAGUAGAAAUUGAUUGA
Messenger RNA from Racocetra persica, 357 nucleotides. The record is from the annotation of a GenBank genome assembly. NCBI's taxonomy places the organism in Eukaryota, Fungi, Glomeromycota, Glomeromycetes, Diversisporales, Gigasporaceae.